Coffea arabica (coffee) is the source of this 1109-nucleotide messenger RNA. RefSeq names its product protein SOB FIVE-LIKE 5-like. Lineage: Eukaryota; Viridiplantae; Streptophyta; Magnoliopsida; Gentianales; Rubiaceae. The record is from RefSeq and is a predicted model, not a curated record. Gene Ontology annotation, biological process: cytokinin biosynthetic process.
AAUUGUUCUUACGUUGUUACAGAACUUGAGUAUUUGUUGAACAAAUAACUACAGCCCCUUUCACCGCCUUCCUAUCCUUUUCCCACCCCACCAAAACAAAAUGACAAGCCAACUGGCAAUAUGAUUCUCCACAAAAUCAGAUGAAAUUAGAAAGGCAAAAGAUAGUGCACAGGACAAAAAUAGUAUAGGAUUUCAAUACACAAUUUGUUUGGAUAGUUGUCAAGCAACGAAGGAAAAAACAGGGCGACUUAUAAUUGUUUUUUAUUUGCUCUUCUUAGUCACAAAAUAUAAGAAGGCGACGUCAAAGAAUCUGUUAUUCUCAAGAAUUGCUUAAGAAUGAAUGCAUCAACUUCUGAAUACAGCGGUGGAUGCGAGUCUGGCUGGACCAUGUAUUUUGAUCAGCUUUCAACCUCUGCCGAUCAAUGCAACAGAAGCAUGCCACUUGGCUUUGAUUGCAGAAGCAAAGGAGUGUAUGUCAAUGAGGAUGAUGAAGACGAGAAUUCAUCCAUGCUGUCUGAUGCAUCAUCUGGCCCUCCACAUUUCCAUCAGGAUGAAGGCAGUUCUGAAGAAACCAGAUACAAUUCCACUAUUUCGGCCUCAGAGGUAAACAAGGGCAAGCACAAAAAGAAAGCAAAAGAGCACAGGAAGACCCAACAGAAUUUCCAUCUUGACGAUACUGCUAGCUCCCCUGCCCAGAGCUUCUCCAAGAACAAUGCCCUUCUUACAGAUGAUAAAUAUCUAAUCGAGCACGGUUCAGGCAUCUCUCGAGGCUUUUCUGCAACACAAUCCAAGGAAAAGUCUGUACUGAGGAAGCAUUUUGGAUUUCUGAAGCCUUCGCAUGACAGGAAAAGCUGAUUGAGAGAGAUCAGGAGGAGGUUUAAUUGGGGAAAAGAAUAUCAAUAAGAAGUUGCAGACCAUGUUCUCUCUUUAUGCAGCAGCAGUUAGGUAGACAGCAUUCGCACCUGUCAAAAGGAAAAGAUACAAUAUAUCUGAAGGAAAUUGUUUUUCCCAUUGUUUAUUGCUGUUUCUUUAUGUAUGUUUCUUGCUGUCUAUGCAGUGCAGAACGCCUGAGAACGUAAAUACUAAAAAUCUUCCUUUUUCUACUAUUA